This is a messenger RNA of Polyodon spathula (Mississippi paddlefish), 301 nucleotides long. RefSeq lists its product as uncharacterized. NCBI's taxonomy places the organism in Eukaryota, Metazoa, Chordata, Actinopteri, Acipenseriformes, Polyodontidae. The transcript is spliced from 3 exons. The record is from RefSeq and is a predicted model, not a curated record. Bases 41 to 301 code for a protein of 86 amino acids.
AGCCUAACCAUCACAAGAUGAGGGGUUGCAUUCUCUGAGGAUGGAGAAGAAAGUUUGUUUGAUCCAGACUGAUUUUCGUCAAUACCGUCCAACCAUCAGCAUCCAAACCAAGCCACUGGCGCAUGUUAAACCGCUGCCACACCGUCUGGAAGCUGAGAUGAGAGAAAAAGAAGAACUUCAGAAAGCCAUUGAGAAAACCGGGCAGCUGGUGUCCAGAGUCCAGGAACUCGAGGAGAAGAAUGCGGGACUGCUUAAAGAAAGGAAUGAGGUUUUCAUUCGAUUACAAGCGGUUACCCAAUGA